This is a messenger RNA of Closterium sp. Yama58-4, 2382 nucleotides long. The record is from the annotation of a GenBank genome assembly. NCBI's taxonomy places the organism in Eukaryota, Viridiplantae, Streptophyta, Zygnematophyceae, Desmidiales, Closteriaceae.
AUGGCAUGUUACGCGGACGAUGUCACUCUCUUCCUCACCUCAGACACAGAGCUCGGCCUCGCAGUGAUACUCCUCGGCGUCUUCGGCUCCGUAUCUGGGGAGGUGCCCAACUGGAACAAGUGCUCCAUUAUUCCCUUCAAUAUUCCCCCCACUGAUCUCGCGCACGCCGGGCCUAUCCCCGUCCGAGCCCCCAGCGAAGCAGAACGCAUCCUUGGAAUUUACGUUGAACGAUUACACCCCGGAUCCACCACCUGGACGAAGGCUCUCGCCCGUAUACAAAUCACCGCCAAAUUCCUGGCGGCCUUACAUGCCACCGUCACGUGCCGCAAAUCGCUGUCAUCGAUCUUUCUGAACUCCGUCAUAUCCUAUCCCGGCCGCUUUCAACCUGCUCCGCUGAACACCAUCAAACGAAUUGACAUCUCAGUUGAGAACUUCCUUUCGUCCUCAAGACAUAAACAGGACGGGCUCGCACAACGCUUCCUCCCCAAUGGCCUCCUUUACAACUCACCCCAAGACGGUGGGGUUGGGGCGAUCGCCCCAUCUACCCAAAUCAAAGCCCUCACUAUCCAGCGUGCACUACGCAGAUUUGGACCCACCCCAUCCGAGGAAGUCACAAGGACCCUGACCCCGUUCCCCUUCGGGCUACAUGGUCUGCUCUCCCAUAAAGCCAUCCUUGAACGAGACUAUCUUCCAGCCUUCAUUCCCCCUCGGGCACUGGAGGAACUUAAAACCCUCCUCGCUCUUCCCCUGGUCAUUCAUGGCCCACCCCUACGUAUGCAAUGCAUACUUACCGAACCUCUCGCCUUCAACCGGAUGCUCCUCAAACCCGACGAGCGACCUUUCGGCACCCGCCAACACGAGCGAUUCCUGCUUACACGACAGCUCCGCAUCGGACACAUUGUCCGAAUCACCAACUUCGACGUCAACCCUAUAUCUGCUGAGGAUUUCUGCUCCCAGCUCAUGGAGGAAUUUCACGACGACGCCACACGCCUCCUCCAAGACCUCAUCGAGGCUAUCAAGCCGCCCUGGUGGGCCGGCCUCCGAUCCCCUCACCCCUCCUCUGCCUCCCCUGGAGAUUGGUUCAUGCUCUCGGAUGACCAUUACUCCAUAUCUCACCUCGCUGUCCAGGUCGUCGCCUUCACCCCCCCUUCUUCCGUCUCGGCUACGGUCCACCCCGUCUCGCCCGACCAUCGCAUCGGCCGUACCCCAAUCACUACCGGACUCUUCCGUUUACAAGACCUCAUUGAGGUGUAUGUCAGGGAAUGGUGGCUCGCAGGGCCACUUCAUACAGGGGCAGGAUUAGGAGCUGGGGUAGAACUUCUGCAGGACGGCAUCCCCAGCCUCGCCGACAUCCGCCGUCUCCUCUACUCCACACAGCCGCUUACUCACCACAGCCGAUGGACCCGGGAUCUCACCAUUCCUCCUCCCCCUCUCCCUGGCCUUAAAGACCCCUUUCUCAAAGACCAGCCGAGCCGCCAACGGGAUAUCCUCUUCAGACUCUACACACUAACUCUCCCCUCUGGAUCUCGCUUCCAAUAUUUUGACGACCGAGGGGUUUGUCCCCGAUGCCCUGCUGCUGUUGUAGAGACACUGCCGCAUAUCUUCUUCGAAUGCGCCUCCGUCGGAAAUGCCAUCUCUGCUCUGCGCACACUCGCCUCGUCGUCCGCUCUCUCCGCGCUUCACGCGCGCGUCGCCCCCAGAUUAGCCAAGCCGGUGUCGCCAUCUGUGCGAUGCGUCGGACCAGUGCGCCUUAGAGCUGAGUCGGAGUCGCCGAAUUCCGAUACGCGACCAGGCGUCCUGAACCGACGGGAUCUGUUGGCUGGAUCCCUGGUUGCUCCGCUGACGCUGACUCUCGCGGGAGCAGCAAGCGCAGAGCAAGAUCCUUCGGACUUUGUGACGUUCGACAAUCCCAAGGAGAAGUACACCUUCCAGGUCCCUGCAGACUGGGUGCAGAGCGAGGGCAUGGCGGGAGUGCGCAAGGUGAUCGCCUUCCACCCGCCUGAUCGCACCGACGCUAACGUGACCAUCCUCAUCACGCCUCUAGCAGCCGAUUUCACGUCGCUGGGGUCGUUUGGCACUGUGGAAGCCUUUGCAGAGACGCUGGUGAACACUCUGGACCGAAGCUGGCAGCCCAGUCCCGGGCAGAAGGCAGUGCUGCUGGGAGCCAAGUCCGCCAAUGACAAUUACUUUGUGGAGUACACGCUGCAGAAGCCCAGUGAGCCCUGCAUUCACCUCUUCUCUGCUGUGGCCACGGGGCAGAACGUGUGGUACAACAACCUCUUCACCCUCACUGGCCAGUAUCCUGAGGAUGAGGCCGCUACAUUCAAGCCAACAGUAGACAAGAUUGUGAAGUCCUUCCGAGUUACCAUCGGCAAGCAAUGA